AUGUCUCUCAGCGGGAAAGUCGCCCUGAUCACCGGCGGGGCCAAGAACCUCGGCGCCGAGAUUGCCCUCGAGCUGGCCCCCCUGGGCGCCAACCUCGCUCUGCACUACAACUCGCCGUCCUCCAAGGACGAGGCGGCCAAACUGCAAAAGAAGCUCGCCGAGAAGUUCCCCCAGUGCAAGGUCCGCUUCUACCAGGCGGAUCUGACCACCGCUGCCGCGGUCGACGGCCUGUUCGCCUCGGUCCUCAAGGACUUUGGCCAGGUCGACAUCGUCGUCAACACGGUGGGCAAGGUGCUCAAGAAGCCCAUUGCCGAGAUCAGCGAGGCGGAGUACGAUUCCAUGUUCGCGAUCAACUCCAAAUGUGCAUUCUUCAUCCUACAAGCAGGCGCCAAGCACGUCAAGGACGGCGGCAAGAUCAUCACCAUCGUCACCUCCCUCCUCGCCGCCUUCACGGGCUUCUAUACCUCGUAUGCCGGCUCGAAGGCGCCCGUUGAGCACUUCACCAGGGGCGCUGCCAAGGAGCUGCAGGGCCGUGGCAUCAGCGUCAACGCCGUCGGUCCCGGUCCCAUGGACACACCAUUCUUCUAUCCUCAAGAGUCUCCGGAGGCGGUCGAGUUCCACAAGAGCAUGGCCAUGGGCAACAGGCUCACCGAGGUCGCGGACAUUGCACCCAUCGUCAAGUUCCUCUGCACAGAGGGCAGGUGGAUCACGGGACAGACCAUCUUUGCAAACGGCGGAUAUACCACUCGUUGA
Messenger RNA from Thyridium curvatum, 753 nucleotides. RefSeq lists its product as uncharacterized. The coding region runs from base 1 to 753 and encodes 250 amino acids. The transcript has 3 exons. The record is from RefSeq and is a predicted model, not a curated record. Lineage: Eukaryota; Fungi; Ascomycota; Sordariomycetes; Thyridiales; Thyridiaceae.